Phanerochaete carnosa HHB-10118-sp is the source of this 1612-nucleotide messenger RNA. RefSeq lists its product as uncharacterized. Lineage: Eukaryota; Fungi; Basidiomycota; Agaricomycetes; Polyporales; Phanerochaetaceae. Bases 1248 to 1406 code for a protein of 52 amino acids. The record is from RefSeq and is a predicted model, not a curated record. The transcript has a single exon.
AAUAACCACGAAACUUGUUCUUCCGGGCUUAACGUGAGCCCGCAUUUCGGUCACAGAUGGCCUCAUGAUGCAGCAGCGCACAAGGCGAACACCGACUGUGAGACCUGUUUGCCAGAGCUUCACCGAGAUUGCAACUCACAGGUGAGCCCGCUGAUGCCAUCGAAUAUCGACAUCCUGAUAUAUUUUCCCAAGUACUCAAAUUUCCCACGCCUGCCAAUCGACGGCAACGACAUGGCAAUACGAAGAGAUCAGAUGACAUGUUAACAAGAAUUUACUGCUGGAUAUUCCGCUGUUCCGCUGAACAGCAUCCGACGCAGAGGUUGAUGAUGGUGCCCCAACUGAGAGUCAAUUCGACCUCUCACGACACGUACUGCGGGUCCACAUGCCGACCAGACCCCCAAUAUACAGCGGAGAUACCCGUUAGACUUCAUUUAACGCUUCAGCACGCAACAAAGCCCGUGUUGUACGUACUUGCGUCUCACGCCGUCUUCCCAUAAUGGGCCUUGGGCGCCGCACUCAUGAAGGGCGUUCCUGAACGGAUUACAUGAAGUCACCUCGUUGUGGUCGCUAUUCUUGUCCGUGUAUGGCAUGAAAGUAUCAAGUCUAUGACGGCGAUGAUCCUCAUGGCUGAUGCAUGGGCGGUCAGUCGGUCUGUAUUUACCACCCCUACGUCGUAUUUUGCCGCCUAAUACUGCGCUGACGCUUUCUAUGGCUCGAAAUCUAGACGCAUCCUCCGUCCGGCCUAGUGCUCGAAAGCCUGGUAGCUUGUCAAAGUUCAUGCUGCUCUACACUCUAUCCGUUGGUCGACCAACCUAACCCGCUGUUAUAAAGCAGGGGCCACUCCCGACGCCGCUCUUGAUGCUGUUCUGCUUCCCACUUUGUAUAUCCCUACUCUAUCGCAAUCCAACAUAUUCCUCCCGUCCUACCAGAUUCCACUCCACAAGUGGAGUUUACCGAGCAAUUUGGAGCUAUGUUUGUUCUCUCACUCGGCUGAUGCUGCUUCUUCACGACAUACACGUUGAAUUGUCAAAACCUACUCCAACCGACCUUCGCGUCGUUCCAUGGAGCUAUGCACUGCGAUGACACAGAGGCGCACGGCUCAGCCACCGAGGUGGAAGAACAUCAGAGGCCGCAGGAAAGGGUAGGACGGAUAGGUAUAAAAAGUCUCGCAUUUCGCAGGACAGUCUUCAGCAAACAGCUCUCGCAGAUACUCAGCAGUCUCCCGCAAAGCCAGUCAACCAGUCAAGAUGUUCUCCAAGCUCGCCAUCUCCUCUAUCCUCGCAUUCGCCUUCCUUGCGGCCGCCACCCCCAACCCCAUCUCUUCCCGUCAGGACUCCACCUGUUCUACCGGCCCAGUCCAGUGCUGCGAGUCGACCACCACCGUAUGUCUUGCACAAGGCUCAUAGCGUAAGCUCUCAGAUGCUCAUGAUUAUACCAGGCUGGCUCUGCCACCGGUGCUGCCCUCCUCGGCUCCCUCGGUGUCGUCGUCCAGGACGUCAACGCCGAGCUCGGCCUCACGUGCUCUCCCAUUACUGCCGUCGGCGUCGGCAGUGGCUCUUCUUGUGACGCGAACGCCCUCUGCUGCGAGAACAACAGCUUCGUAAGUCCUCCG